GCCAUGCUAUAUGCCUUUGCGAAGCUUAUUAAAACUCAUGAGUGGAUUUCUUUUCCCAUUGCGCCAUUAUGUUUUUUCUGACAAUCGGAACUUUGUCCUUAUGAACAGUUCAUGUUCUGCAUAGUUGAAUCUGUCAUGGAUAAAGUAGGCAGCUGGGGAAGGCUGUUUUUUGACUCUCUGUGUAGUUUCCAACGAAAUUGCAUUUUUUAUGUUCUCUCUGUCGGUCCAAUCUCCUAUCACAUUGCCUUCAUCAUGGAUGGGAACCGUAGAUACGCCAAGAAGUGGAAUAUGGUUGAAAGUGCUGGCCAUAGGGUUGGGUUCUUGGCUCUCAUAUCAAUGCUCAGGUAUUGCUACGAGCUUGGUUUGAAGUAUGUAACAGUCUAUGCUUUCAGCAUUGACAAUUUAAAGAGAAAACCCGAAGAAGUUCAAGCCCUUAUGGACUUGAUGGAGGAAAAGAUUGAAGGGUUGAUGAAGGAAGAAAGCAUAGUGAACCGCUAUGGAGUGAGGGUUCAUUUUAUUGGAAAUCUGAAGCUCUUGAACAAAUCUGUGAGGGUGGCAGGGGAGAGGGUUAUGGAGGCCACUGCUAAUAAUUCUAAAGUGGUGAUGUCUAUCUGUGUUGCCUAUACUUCUACUGAUGAGAUUGUGAAUACUAUUCAAAGAUCAUGCGAUUAAAAACUGAAUAAAACUCAAGAGCAGAAUUCAAUGAAGCCAGGAUUGAAGAGUAUGAUCAUGAUCAAAUAAAUUUGGUGAACAUUGAAAAGCAUAUGUACAUGGCAAUCACUCCUGAUCCAGACAUCUUGAUUCGGACAUCAGGGGAGACUCGACUGAGCAAUUUUCUUCUUUGGCAGAGCGCAUUUUCGUAUUUGUAU
Messenger RNA from Camellia sinensis, 869 nucleotides. Lineage: Eukaryota; Viridiplantae; Streptophyta; Magnoliopsida; Ericales; Theaceae. The record is from RefSeq and is a predicted model, not a curated record.